AGUGACGGAGGGUGGAAAACCUAUCGCGCAAAAGGAGGAAAACUUUGAAUACGAAACUCGAACCGCAGCUAAAACCAAAAUAUCCGAUACAGGAGGCUAUGAUGGAGGUCGAGAAAGCGAAAGAAAACAUUUAUAUGUUCGUUCCGAACAUUAUCGGUUACGCACGAAUUGUGCUGGCGAUUAUUUCCUUCUACUACAUGCCGACGAACUACGUGAUUGCAAGUUGGUGUUACAUUAUUAGUGUCCUGCUGGACGCUCUCGAUGGACAUGCGGCGCGGCAUUUUAAUCAAUCGACCAAAUUCGGAGCAAUGCUCGAUCAGCUCACCGACCGCUGUGGUACUUGUGGAUUGCUCGUUACGCUGAGUUACUUCUAUCCGAAGUACAUGUUCUGGUUCCAGCUGUCGAUGGCAAUCGAUGUUGCUUGCCAUUGGUUUUAUCUGCACACGACCGUUUUGCAGGGCAAGACCUCCCAUAAGUUCAUUGACAUGUCCGGUAAUCCCAUUAUGCGUGUCUACUACACCAAUCGGGUCGUACUGGGCUUAAUGUGUCUGUUCAACGAACUAUUCUAUUCGUCGCUGUAUUUGCUACAUUUUACGCCGGGUCCACUGAUUUUCGGCAUCUCGUCGUUCAAGCUUUUGGCAAUCGUUUCAUUUCCGGUCGCAGUAGUUAAAACCGGUAUCUCCGUCAUACAUGGCUUCGUAGCGAGUUGCAAUAUCGGAGUAAUCGACGUGGCCGAAAGGGCUGCUCAACGGGAGCGUGAGGCAAAUAAGAAGCCACAGUAAAGCAAUGUGUUUUCAACGCGUAUCCAGAUGUUGAGCGAGUUCUCUGACAAGCUGAAAGAAUUUCCUGGCAGCUAAGAGCAUUAAAAAAUGCUUGCCUCGUUUGACGACUUAAAGACGGUCGGAAGGCUGGUUUCUCCGAUCUUGCGAUCUCCGCUUGGUUUGUCGUAGAAUUCUAACAAUUAUGUGUCCAGCAUCGUGUGUCUCUGUUCGAAUUCCAAACUAUGCCAAAGUGAAUCGUUUUAAGUGUUCCGUCGUUUGUUACCAUAAACAUGUCGUAAUCAAACCUGUUAGCACAGCCGUAACCUUUUACGAUGAUAGCGAAGAAAACUGCACCUGAGCUGCAAGUAACAUACGCACUGUACCAAAUGUAUGGAGAGGUUUACGAAUAGAUGGCAGCUAGCUUAAUGGCACAUUCCGGUUAAAUUUGUAUCAACGACUACAAAUAACUGCACGACUAACUAACUAUUCUUGA
Messenger RNA from Anopheles bellator, 1254 nucleotides. RefSeq names its product CDP-diacylglycerol--inositol 3-phosphatidyltransferase (gene Pis). The record is from RefSeq and is a predicted model, not a curated record. Gene Ontology annotation, molecular function: CDP-diacylglycerol-inositol 3-phosphatidyltransferase activity. The transcript has 4 exons. Gene Ontology annotation, cellular component: Golgi apparatus; membrane. NCBI's taxonomy places the organism in Eukaryota, Metazoa, Arthropoda, Insecta, Diptera, Culicidae. Gene Ontology annotation, biological process: phosphatidylinositol biosynthetic process. Bases 99 to 782 code for a protein of 227 amino acids.